CUCUCGGGCCCCGGCGUGGAAUUUGUUGUCGACUCAGAGGGGCGAUAUGAGGCCUCCCAGCACUGGAUCACGAGGAGGACGGGAGCCUUAAUGAGCCACUUGCAGGGCAACAACGUGAGGCUGUUACUGUCGAGCGUGAAGCAAGAGGAAGAAGUUAUCUACUACACAAAAUUGCACGGUAUAUCUGUGGUAGAGUGCUUAUCAGAAGAAGAAAUUGCCCUUAUCCAGGAAAUCACAGGAGUCUCGCCUUAUACACCUUUUGGUGAUAAUGCAUAUGGAGAGAUCAGCGAAACGGCAGCGGCAACAUUUUGCCAGCCCUUGCUCCUUGGGUCAAAGAGAUAUGUUCACGUUGGCUUCACCAGCGUGUGUGCCUUUCAGCCCCACUGCCUAAUUCUGUGUGCUCCAGUUGAUGGUGUUAAUGAGCAGCAUGCUGCUGCUUUAGAGGGGGCAUUUACAAUGCUGCAGCAGCUAUUUAAAACAGUUGAUCAGAGGGAGGAAUGCAAAGCAGAAGGUGAAAGCCAGAGUGAAGCCUCAGAAGUUUACAGUUGGCAUUCUUCAGCUGCUCAGAAGCAGCUCGUAAUAGAAAAUAUUUCUUGUAAUCAGGUUUCUGAAUGUGGAGCACAUAGGGAUGAAACAGAGACACAAAUCAUAGACCCUGGUUUGCAGGGAAGUGAAAAUCCAGCGUAUGUGCAAACAUACUUAGGAACGCCUUCAAAUCCCAUUUCACACAUCAAAGAAUUCAGCAUUCACUUUUCAGGAGACGUACAGAAGCCACGUGCAGAAUGCGAGCAUCUGGGUAACGUGCAUGAGAAUGAUAGAAGCGAUGCACGUGCAGCCAAUCCAAAGAAGGACAGCGCUGCUGUGUUGGCAGCACGUAAUUCUAGCUCAGUCACUGCAUGUGAACACCUAGAUGCUGGCAAAGAUCUAGAGAAAACAAGUUGCGAUAUAGUCCCAUUUAAACACGAGGACAGUUGUGUAAGUAUUGCACAGAAUUGCUCCAGCUCCCUCAUAGAAGCAGGAUCGGUUUUGCCAGUAGGAGGUUACUUUGAAAUCCUGCUGCAUUAUUACAUUCGGUACUAUGCAAAGCAGUUGCAGCAGUCAGAGGUAACUGUUGUAUCUAAUGUAGUUGCUGAUGCUUUGCUAAGUAUUCCCAAGUCUUUGUACAGGACAACAGAACAAAACAGCUUCACGAAAUUCUAUCUCAAAGUCAUAAAUGCGCUCCAAAAAAACCAGCCACUGCCUAUGAACGAGAGAGGCUUAGAAUUAGUGUAUUGCAAAUACCAGUUGGUCAUUUCAGUUCUUCAUUGUGUUACAGAGCUUCUCUCCAUAGAUUUAAUACUUGGUGUUAAGCGGCCACUGCAAAAAAAUGAGGAUUGUGACUCAGAAGAUGACUUCUGA
Molecule: messenger RNA, 1398 nt
Organism: Apaloderma vittatum (bar-tailed trogon)
Lineage: Eukaryota; Metazoa; Chordata; Aves; Trogoniformes; Trogonidae
Gene: BBS10
Product: Bardet-Biedl syndrome 10
Exons: 1
Biological process (GO): chaperone-mediated protein complex assembly
Source: RefSeq, a predicted model, not a curated record